GUUUGGUUGCGCUGGAUGUCGCUCAUCAACUUUUGCUACAAGACGACCCUUGCAAAACUACUAAAUGGUUACAAAAACAUUUAAAUUUUUCAGAUAGUUUAUGCUUGAGUGUGGUGCAUUUCUACCUCUCUGACUUCAAACCGGGACCCACAACUGCCAGCAAACCGCCGAGUACCUGCAGUGACGAGGAGACUCCAUUUUCGUAUGCAGCUGAUCGGGCUAGCCAACAAGACGGCGGAAAGCUAGCUGCUUGUGUUGCUAGGCUAACUUUCCCUUGUAGGCAACGGAAUCCAAAGCAAGCGAGCAGCUUGCGUUAAAAUUGUCUACCUGACGAUACUUUCGUUGAUUACAAAAUACUCCCAGCAUGCUGAUGGUGGGAGGCAAUGGACGGGUACACUAGAAUGAGUGUGAAGGAGCUGUGUGACACCGAUGAUCUGGCCACCAGUUUGGUGCUGGACCCUCUUUUGGGCUUCAGCACCCACAAGAUGAACAUCAGUCCUCCACCAGAGAUCCGGCGUUGGGGUAACCUCAAGGAGACUUUGUUGCGGUUUCAGCGGACGCAUGAUUUUAACGCCACGUUUGAGGCACUGACCGUAGGAGAACUGGCUGGUGACUACUUCAAUGCUUUGGGAAGCCAUCGGCAGGAGCUGCUGAGACAACAUGUUUAUCGCUACCUCAGUGCCUUCCUGCUGGAUAGUGGUAUCAAGAUUGAGUCCUGUGACAGAUACUCCUCAGAGACUAACGGAGCAAAGAUUACAUCAACAAGGCAUUGGUUUGUAGGAGAACGGGUUGAGGUUUUGCUAGGUUGCAUAGCAGAGCUGAGCCCAGCUGACAGCGCCGUGCUGAGGGCAGGGGUCAAUGACUUUAGUGUGAUGUAUUCUACACGCAAGCGCUGCGCUCAGCUCUGGCUCGGGCCUGCAGCUUUCAUCAACCACGACUGCAAACCAAACUGCAAGUUUGUCCCUGGUGAGAAAAAUAUUGCUUGUGUGGAAGUGAUUCGACCCAUAUCGCCAGGGGAGGAGAUCACAUGUUACUAUGGUGCCAGCUUUUUCGGAGAAGGCAACGAAAUGUGUGAAUGCUGCACCUGUGAGAGGAAUGGAGAGGGUCAUUUCAAACACAGAGGAAAACAGCCUGAAUGUGAGGAAACAAAAGACCCUGUAGGCCCAAAGUACCGCCUGAGAGAGCGAUAUCUUCGUCAUCACAGAGAGAAAGGUCACUUUGCUGCAAGGCCAGCAACGCCAGGAAUACACGCUGGACUCUUUAAAGCCAUCCCCUCAAGGAACUCCUUCACCCAGCAGAUGAGAAGAAAUGCCUUGAAGAACCGAAAACUGAAUGAAACAAAGAAGUGGAGACGAGAGAAGCAAAGACGAUCCGGCAACCACCCCCUGAAAUCCUCCACCGUCAAACAGUAUAGGACAGUUCCAUGUUUGUCCCAGGUUAUCCUGAAGGACCUUAAGAUCAGAGUGCGGCGCCACUCUGUGGAUUUUCUACUGAACUGUAAAGAUCCAAAAAGCAAGGAGAGGGCCUUGCUGCUUCAGCUGGAGGAGGAGAAGCCAAAAGAUAACGGGCUGAGGCCGCUGAACUCAACCGGUGAUGAAAAUGACAGCAGUGCUGUCAAUUUGAAGCCUUUUACCGUAAAUUCUUCAAUGCAGGUGACUAGAAAAAGCAGAACUUCAUUAAGAAGUGCAGGUCUGAACAGUAUGCCUGUCAAAGUGUUGGACAGGCAAACAGUUCACACGAGGACCUCUUCAGAAACAAAGAACAUGGUUAGCUGCGCGCAGCAGAAGGAGACAAAGUCCGGUAACGUGGACUCAGCUAACACUACAACUGUUUGUCAACCUGUUCAGGUUGACAAAACAUGCAGUGCAAUAACAAAAGAAAAGCUAGACAAAGCAAUCACAGAAAUUCAAAGCAACAAAUGCAGCAGCGUUGACUCCUGCAUUAUCACCUCAGCUCAAAAUGGGGCUGCAGAGCAAACAGAGCUCAAGACUGAUGUUUCGUCCUCAUUAGAGGUUCGUCAGACCAUCGCAGAUGGAUCGAAGAAGGCUGCAGACAAUCCAGUAAUAUCUCUGAAGCAAUACGUUACGGUUAGUCUAAUAAGGUUAUCUUUGCCACAAAGUUCAAAUCCAACAAAGCCCUGCAAAGACAUUAAAGGAAGGGCUGUGGUCAAAGGGACCGGCAAACUGCCUCCUAAACCUGCACCUCUGACAGAAAAACGAGUUUCCAGGUCAGACAUCGGCAUGGUGGAAGGUUACAGAGGAGUGAGGGAAGUAUUUUUCAAGGCCAAAGAUAACGUAAGGAGCCAGCAUCCAACCGAGACUGGGGUGGAUUUCUCCCAUGAAGAGAAGAAGCAGGUAGACAAGGUUAUUGAAAUACAAAUGGUGUCAGAAAAGGAGAAACGCUGCAUACAGAAAGAGCAUCAGGAUGUUGUAAAUGACAGUAAAGGACGGAGUGAAAAAAGAAAUUCUGCAUUGCCUGCUGUAGAGUGUAAAAGUGCUGUGGAAGUGAAAGAGUCUGAAGAUGAAGUGGUGUCCAAUGACAAAAAUAACAUCCAGUGUGUUGAAAAUCCAGCCAGUGUUGCAUGUAAACAGGAUGAAGUUCUGAAAGUACCACAACUAGUGAAAAGGAGUUUGCGUAAACAGCCAGUGAGCAGACAUGAAAAUGUUGUUAUAAAACAGGCAAAGGUUCUGCUAUCUGAUAUUUUAAGAAAAGACAGAUCCAUCAUAGACAAACGAUUGCAGGGAGAUAUUGUAGAGAAAAUGUUAAGUACCGCAGUCUCAAAAGAAAUGCAAAAUGCUGAAGGGCAGAUGGAAAUAAAUGGAGGCAGGUGCCAUCGUUCAGCACAGAGGAGGAAUAUAAAAGGACGCAAGAAGAGGCCUAGAGCAAAGAAAACAAAAGCAGACGAUAAACAAAGUACCAAGGGAUACUUGAACAAAGAACUUCCAGUUGCUCUGAAGACAGAAUUAAGUGAGAACAGUUUGCCGCUUCAGACUCUGCAGAGGCACAGCGUUCCACCGGCCACCUGCCUCAACUCACUACCUCAUCGGUCGCCGAUUUCUGUAAAAGCUUCGACCAACUCGCGUGCAGACACUAAUCCACAUCCGCACACACAGUCCAACAUACCUCUGAAGAAACGCACAUUUCGCAGUUCUGUGGAAAUAGACUCAGAACAAAGUCUAAAUUCUGUUUCUGAUCAAGUUUCCAAAAAAGCCCCUGAGUUGAAUUCAUGUCUAGCGCAGAGGCAGGAUCUUACGUGUUUAGGGGAGAAUAACAAAGUGAAAAGAGAGAGUAAAGUCAGGGUUAGAACAGAACCUCAGAAGACAACUCCCAAAAGGAUCACCAAACAAACCCCUUUCAACAGAGUGCUCCGCUCCAGAGCUAACAAAGCUCAGCGAGAUCAUCUGUUGAGGAAUGUUCAAAAAUGCAAGUCAGAGAAGGAAGAUGAUGAGCUCAUCAAGGUGGAGACGCUACAGAGUGAUGACAUCGCAGAGGACAAACAAGCUGAAGAUCCAGAUAAAAUCCAGCAACGGUGUGCAAAAAAUCAAAAUAAAUCCCAACCAAAAGGUCAGAUGGGAAUCUUAACCCCCGAACAGAGCGGCUCAGAGGAGACCAAGCCAAGCCUCGACUUUAAGUUCCGAUUAAAGAGGAGAAGAGGGAAAGUAUGGGAGAUGCAAAAUGAAAACUUGGCAUUAAAAACAGAAAAUGGAGAUGAUUUGGUGAUUUGUGAUCCUUUUAAGGCCAUCAUGGAUUCUGUUUCAGUUUUAAACAUGGAGAUGGAGGCAGCUCAGGCACACGUGCAGGCUAGUAAGAAGUCAAAGAACAGGCUGCAUCGUUUGAAGCGUAGAGGUGAGAGGAUGAACGAAAAGCAAGCCAUGAUUGUCUCUGGUGUAAAUUUAGAUAAAGUUUUUAAAAAAGCUGAAACUGUAAGUGAGACAGGUGAAUCUGCUAAUGGAAAAGUAGAUAUUAAAGAGAAACUCGAGAAGGAGCAUCUGGUUGGAGUCCCGCAAGAGUCUGAAAAAUGUGAAGGUCAGAAUUGCUCCAAUGAGAAACUGUCAAUAGUGAGGCAGGAAGCAAAGACUGAAGAUCGUUUUCGAAACAACUGCUGCUUGUUUGAAGGUGGAUCACAACAAAAGCUGGAGCCGGAAUUUGAUUUAAAUGGUUUUCCGCUACCAGUAAUAAAACUCCGGAGGAAGACGGAGGAUAUUUGGGAGGUGGACAGCAAAGAGGAGCUCCUACAUCCUGAGCUAAAAAUAGAGCCCAGUAUUAAGAAAGAGAUGAAGGGUCAUAUUGUAGAGAAACAAAAGAUGGUAUGUAAUGAUAUUAGCACACUCAAAGAAGAGUGCCCUUCUUCUCAGAGACUGAACAACAAUGCAGCUCCGCUUAAGACAGAGCCCCCGCCAUUUUCCUUGUCUCUGUCACCACUGUCGCUGUCUUCGCCUCUUAGUGAUAAUAAAAGUGAAGUUAAAUCCUCGGCUUCAGAUAGAAUCGCUGAAAGGUCAGAGAUGAACAAUGGAGGAAGGAAACAGAGGCACAAAAUGGACCGAACACGCAAGUGUGGGCCUGUGGAAACACCCACUACUUGCCUUAGUCACACACUCCAACAAAUUGAUAACAGUCUCUCUCGGCUCUCUGAAGGCUUGUGUUCAUCUCAGACCUUGGAAAAGCCCACAGCCUGUCCCACUGCUUCUAAUUCUGUCAUCCAGCCCCCAUCCCAGUCUCCUCCAUUCACAACUGCAGAUAACAUGCUUACUGGUGAGCCCAGCUUCACCAACUGCUGUGAUGAUAUUCUCGACUUUCAGUGUCUAAACUUUGAUUAUCAGCCACAAAACAUACUCCCGUCUUCUCCUUCAGAUCUGUGUUCACUCGAUCCCCCCACUGAUCCUUUCAGCAGCCCCCUCUCGCACAGCCCAUCUGACACCUGGACCACUGAAACACCAUACCUUGGUCCCCCCAGUCCAGGAAAUAACUUUACUAGCGAGGAUCUGCAGUUUUUUCCGGGUUUAAUUUCUUCCAAAAGUGACUCUGUUCCUCUAGAAUGUGAAGCAAGGGAUGCCCCAAAAGACAAAAACCCACACAACCCCAGUUUUGGUUUUUCAGCUAUGGGAAACACCGAAAUGAUGGCUAAGGACCGGAUUACAAGCAGAGCUCCAGGAGCAAGGCUGUCCAAAGAAGACCUUAAAGCUCAGACCUUUUCUGUUGCCAACAAGCCUCGAUUAGUUGGAACAUUAUCAUCUGUUGCAUCUCAAAAUCCUGUUGCUGUAACUCAGCCUUCUAUCAACAGCAAGCCUAGCACCAGCCAAAUGAAAACCCAGCCUAACCUCAAAACCCAGGGCCCUUUCCAUCGUAUGGCCACUGCAAGUAAAUCUCAGUUGUUUUCAAGUAAUCAGGCCAACAUAGUCAAAGGAGUUCAUUCCCAAAUGUCCAACAGAUUCCCCUCUCCUCAACUCUUUUCAGCAAAACAUCCCCAUGUUCCUGACAGUCCAAUUAGCUUUCAAGAGAAACCCUCAACAGUUAUCCACAGGGUGCUCAAGUUUCAGGGGGGAAGCCAGAGUCAGAACUUGUACAGUGCACCUUGUGAAGAUGCCAUGGCUGCUGGCAGCCCCACUAUCACAUCCAGGACAUUUUGUGCAAAGACAGGUGGUAUUGAAAGGACUCAGCAGAGUCAGAAAUUUGGUGUCGAUAUGGAAAGUCAUGAAAGGGAUAACAUUUCUGUUAGUGGCUUUGGAAAGAUUGUCAGCCACCACAGUUCUUCCAACAAUCCCAUCAGAUCCAACAUUCAUUUCAACAAACCAGAGUCUUGCAUUUCACAAUCCUUUACUAAAAGUAAGCUGUCGUCUGCCAAGCAAGAGAGGGAUGAAACUAACAUGAUGUACAAAAACUUCUCUGCGUUGCCAAGACAAUUCUUUUUUCCCAGCAAAAGCUUGGAUGAUUAUUCGUCACCACAAGAGAAGAGUUUGAAACUAGACAAACCCACUAUCUCUGACAAACCCCAGCCUUGCUACACUCAGCAAGACCCUUUUGAUUUCUCCUUUGGCUCAUCGCUUUCGCCAAUGUCUCAGCACAGCAGCCCCCAAGUGGUCCACAGCACACCACCUAGCACACCAGCACCAGCGAACAAGAGUCAGCCCUCGACUUCAGCUUCUUUUCCUUAUGGCUAUCAAGGUCCUCCCUAUGUGCUCAACUUCAGUGGAGACCAUUCAUUGACCCUGGGUCUAAGAGAUAGUGCUGAGGGUUACCCAGGAUUAUGCUCAACAAACUACACCUACCACUGCCUGAUGGAGCCUUCAGGCACUCAAGGGCGGCUGGUUCUUGAGCCCUGCGGGCCACCGCUCUCUAACCCGUCUUCGUUGGGUGGAUUUUCAGGGCUCAAAGGUCAGGAUGAACAUUGCAGGAAGGACAUGCAGCAGUGCCCGCCAGGGGAACACCAGGGCACAUCACACUAUGGACCUGUUACAACAUCACACUCCAUGGGUCCCACUAAACCCAAAAGGGUGAGGUUGGUGGUGACAGACGGUACCGUAGACUUAGAUCUUCAGUACUCGGAUUGAUUAUUAUCAGAAGUCACUGGAUCCGAUCUCUUAAGAUGCUUUGGUUGUUUAUGUGAUUAUCCAGUCUCAGCUACAAAAUAUGUUUUUGUAAACCUUGCAGGUCAAAAUCUACCAGUUAUUAAGUCCACCGAUUUACAUUUUUAUAAACAUUUUAAUGGACUGUUAAAGUACAAAUUAAUUGUACAGUUUUAUGUGAAGACAGACUUUUCUCAGUGUUUUAAUUGAUGUCUGAUUAAAAAAAAAAAAAGAAAAAAAAAAACACUACAAUUUCCUUAAAAUACCAAAUUUCAAGUUCGUAAAGAACACAAAGCGUUAAAAUUUACUUGUGUGACAUGAAGUUUAAAAGCUACCUUGUAAACAAUAAACCCCUCUAACCGUACUGUAACAUAGAUGUAUGAAUUUUCUAAAUCCUUUAUGGUAGUAGAGACAGACGCCACCAUCCCUGUUUGCUGGUACUCGUUUUGGUGGGGUUAAAAAGGCAGCUUUGUGCCUCAGUCUUUGAUAUUCUUGUGACUUUUUGAAGCACCUAUUGAAACAAUGUCAACCCUUGUUUUGUUUUUUAUACUCUAACCUUUUUUCUCACUUUUCUGUGUGUGUGUGCAUGCAUGGGCAGGUUUUUGGGGAUGAAAAUGGACGUGUUGUUAUACCUGAUCACAUGACCGUUGCUUUAACAUUACUUAUUAAUGCAUAAAUGAAAGGCUUGUGCAUGAACAGUGUACAGUAAAUUGACCCAUUCAAGAACGAUUCAACUGGACGAAGGUGUGUUUGAUGAACUGCAGCUUCUCACAACUGUGCUCUUCGAGUACAGAUGUGGACCAGUAGGUUAGAGGAAUAGCAAUAUGUUUCUUUUCAGGCCAGUUGUGCUUCAUGAGUUGAGGAAUAUUAUACAACAGAUCUUUGUAUUGGAAGUUCUCACCACUGGCAGACAAUAUUUUCAAUAUAACAUGUUGCAAAAAAAAUGUGACAAUCUCUCGCCCAACUCAGCUCUCUUAUUCAGUUUUUCUUUUUUUCCCAAGGAAAGAACAAUAGGAUAAAUUGUGCAUUUUUAUUUUUGCAGUAGUAUUAGUUUUUAGUUGUGUUUGUGCAACACAUUUGCAGGUGUUUAUAGUGUGACCAUUUAUUUACUGUUGAUUGUGGAGAUCAUGACAGCAUUCCCCUCUUGUCAUGAUGUGCUGUAUGUUGACAUGAUUUGGCCGGAGUGUUCAGUGAUGCUGCACAGCCUUAUAUUACUACCAUAAAGAUGUACUGUCUUGAUAUGUAAAGGCCAAUUAUUUAUUUUAAUAUCCUCACUCUUGAAAAGGUGCUUUGAUGUAAUUUAUAUUUCACAUUGAUUGUUCAGACUAUAAAAUGUUUUUGUUUUAAUUAUUUAAUGGGACAAGAUGAUAUUUACAUUGAGUAUUUAAUUUCAGUCUUUGACAUCUUAUCCAGUUUUCUGAUUGUUUCAGAAAAAAAACUUACUCUUUUUUUUCUAACUGGGUGUUAGUCUUACUGGAAGUCUGCUGUAGAAAUGUACAAAUGUAGCCUAUAUCAUUAAAGACACUUCAUUCUUUUUUAAA
This is a messenger RNA of Melanotaenia boesemani (Boeseman's rainbowfish), 8104 nucleotides long. RefSeq names its product lysine methyltransferase 5C (gene kmt5c). Bases 384 to 6548 code for a protein of 2054 amino acids. NCBI's taxonomy places the organism in Eukaryota, Metazoa, Chordata, Actinopteri, Atheriniformes, Melanotaeniidae. The transcript has 9 exons. The record is from RefSeq and is a predicted model, not a curated record. Gene Ontology annotation, molecular function: histone H4K20 methyltransferase activity; protein binding. Gene Ontology annotation, cellular component: nucleus.